Messenger RNA from Mycosarcoma maydis (corn smut), 879 nucleotides. RefSeq lists its product as uncharacterized. The transcript has a single exon. The record is from RefSeq and is a predicted model, not a curated record. Lineage: Eukaryota; Fungi; Basidiomycota; Ustilaginomycetes; Ustilaginales. The coding region runs from base 1 to 879 and encodes 292 amino acids.
AUGAGGUUCGGCACGAACAGCGCAACGUCGACAGUGACAACUGCCUUGGUGAUGCUGAGCUUGCUUCUUGUCAACACAUGGAUGCUGACUGCUCAAGCCCAGCCAAUCACAGAUAGCCGAAUAGUAGCCAAGGCUGAAAACAAGCGGUCGCCGAAGCCAACACCCUUGCCACGAGUCCCUACACUCAAACCGCGCUCUACUCCAGACGAGGUAUACGAAUUCUACUCACCUCGUCAACUUGGGGACAGUCACGCUGGUCUGUUGCUAGACCGACGUGGUACACCCGUUGAGCGUCAGGACAAGCCCUCAGUUCCGUUGUCUUCUCUCGGUCCGCCCACCUUCCCUGCCGACAUACCUUCCUGUCCAAAAUGCCAGGAGCGCUACUCAUCCUUAUCAUCCUGCAUGGGCGCAUCCGCUGUUUUCGCCAACGCUUCUUCCAUAUUCAACAAUCCCAUCGGAUACAUCAACGUUAUCAAAUGCGCCUGUACGGAUACGUUCCAAGCGGUCUACCCUCAAUGUCUCGACUGUUUCCAGCGAACAGAUCAAUGCUACUACUUGGGAACCGAUCCGCAGGGAACCGGGGCAAAUGACAUCUUAUCCAAUGUGAGGAACAUAUGUGGAUUGGGAUCGGCUCUACUUGGUGGUGUGGCGAGCGUCAAUGGCGAUAUCGGAACUGAAGUGCCGAGCCAGCCGGGGACGUAUACGGAUGUUACGACAACGGGAGCCGGGUAUAAGGAUGCUAGUACGGGUGCGAUAUUCCAAAGCUCGGCGGGCAGAUCGGCGAUCGACCAUGCAGUGAAGGGCUGGAGAGUGACGGCGAUCGUGGCCAUGAUCACAGGAUUCGCCGUGGUAGGCGGAGCUGUGAGGACUGUGCUUUAG